GAAGAAGAAAAGUCAUGUGACGAUGCUUGUGCGAAAAUGACAGCUGGCUUGAAAACAUCUGCGCCGUCGACUGUGUAUUUAUGUAGUAUUUUAUUUGUUUUAUUUAAGACGUAUGUUGGCAGUCAGGAUACUGAUGCACAGUUAUGUCAAAUGUGCGAAGGAACUGUGCGACAAGACAGCCCUGUGUGGGAUUUCUGCCUAACAAAAGGUCAUAUUAAGGAUCACUGCUGUUUUGGAAAUAUCAGCAAUGUAGACACUAUUAUAGGGUUGGACCUCGCAAAUUGUUCUAUCAGACAUGUAGAGCACCUUUAUGAUGCAUCCACAGCAAUGAUAAUAGAUCUCUCCAACAACCCAAUCUUCAAUCUGAGUGAUUUGAUUUUUCAGGGUUUUAGCCAUCUUAAUGAACUUAUACUACCCUCAAAACUGGAGUGUCCAGGGAGCAGUGCAGCAUGGGAGAAGGUAGAGGUCAAACAUAAUGUCAGAGUCUGUGAAGGACAGAAAAAUGUUUGCAAUCAGACACAACAAAUCUCCUGGAAUUGCCCUGAAAACUCAUUUUGCAGGCCAUAUGGACCAGGGUUUUUUGAGUGUUCCUGUCUCUAUAAUUUCUACGGAUACAAGUGCAUGAGACAGGGAGUGUUUCCCACAACUAUGGUGCUUGGGAUACUCACUGGGUGCACAGUUGUGGUUUCCUCUUUACUGUGGUUCACACAAAGACGAAAGACCAACUCCACUUGAGUUUUAAUGAGAAGUGACUGGUGGGAUGACAAUAGAAUGGAGUACAAAUAGACAUCUCUCAGGAUGCAUCAAUAAUGAUGCAAGAGAUGACCUAUCAGUUUCAUUUACUUUAAGGUUAACCAUCUGUAGAACAAUUAAUUUCCUUGUUCUUCAAACCUUCUAAAAGUGGGUUUCUGUGGUAUUUUUAAUUUAGCAACAUAUGAGCUUUGAGCACAUAGAAAGUUUGAUUUGAAAAAGUUAACGCUACAAAUCUUAGAGGUCUUUAAAAAAAAAAUUAUUUAUGCACUUUUGUAAGAUCUUUAUUUUAUUUUGCACAGCCUUGAAGAGGCUGGUUUGAAAAGGGAAAACUGACCACUGACUGACCUCUUUGAUCAUCUUUGGAGGGCACCCACAUUUCUGACAGCAGUUUUGAAUUUAUCUCUAAACAUUUCUAAGUGUAGCAAUGAGAACAUUUUUUUUGAACAAUGAUUACUAAAUAUCUUUACUGUUUUACAUAUUUUGUGUUAAGGCAAAAGUGUUAUAAUUUUAAAGACAAUUCUAAUGUUUACCUAUCAAGUGUUCUUGACAUGUAAAAAACUAGGACCAUGUGGCUUACAGGAGAUAAUGAGCGGUGUGGGAUUGUUAAUAUUUGUGAAAUAUGUAAAUUGUAUUACUGCCAAAUCCUGCUUGUUUACAGCUGUCAUAGUUAUUAGAUUAUUACUGUCUGCUGUUUAUGAUCAUUCAACCUCCUCAAUCUUUAGGAUUUCCCUUUUUGCAAUUGUAUUCAACUAAAUAGAGGGGCUCACCUACUACACCACUAGAACAAUACUGACAUUUUCAAGUUACAUUAUGUGAAUCUCAGUUUCUGUAGCUGUCUGUAAUGUAGCAUUGUGGUAGGGAAAUCAGCAGGACACUAUACUUUGGCAACCUUGUACUUGAAAUAGAUUUGUUUGACAAAUGCCUUGUUCUGUUUUAUCUAAACCAUAUAUUUUCCCAUAGCUCUUCCAGGGUUUUGGUAAUAUUAUAAACAGAACUCCUUAUGCAACAUAUUCAGCUUUUGAUUGGUCUUCUAUACAUUUGCACCUGGACUAUAUCACACGCAGAACACCUCUUUUCCCCUUUUCACAUCAAUGAAAGGACAGACAACAGCAACUGUCUAAAAAGGAAAAUGGAUGUUUCUAACACUGUUUCUGCAUAUGCACCGAUACUCAUGAUGG
Molecule: messenger RNA, 1931 nt
Organism: Xyrauchen texanus (razorback sucker)
Lineage: Eukaryota; Metazoa; Chordata; Actinopteri; Cypriniformes; Catostomidae
Gene: atraid
Product: all-trans retinoic acid-induced differentiation factor
Exons: 7
Coding region: 37-735 (232 amino acids)
Biological process (GO): positive regulation of osteoblast differentiation
Cellular component (GO): intracellular membrane-bounded organelle
Source: RefSeq, a predicted model, not a curated record